This is a messenger RNA of Ostrea edulis (European flat oyster), 1155 nucleotides long. RefSeq names its product isatin hydrolase-like. The record is from RefSeq and is a predicted model, not a curated record. The transcript is spliced from 3 exons. NCBI's taxonomy places the organism in Eukaryota, Metazoa, Mollusca, Bivalvia, Ostreida, Ostreidae. Gene Ontology annotation, molecular function: arylformamidase activity. Bases 115 to 981 code for a protein of 288 amino acids.
GCCGAGCAUUAAGGAAAGGCCAAAGUACCAGGCUAUAUUCGGUGGAGCAUGCCAAAUAAAUCUUUACACACGCGUGAGCCGUUAGAGUCACAAUAGCUGCAAGUUUUGGGUAGAAUGGAUCUCUUGAUGAUAUGCAGCUGUGUGUUUCUCCUGACAGUGAAUCCCGCGUAUUCCAAACCCAGGAUUGUGGACCUUACCCACAAACAGGAUAAGGACUCUAUCACGUGGCCCACCAACCCGGCGUAUAACUUUACCGUGCUCUACCGAGGAUUUUCGACAUACUACAAUUCCUGGAUUGAAAACAACCAUUUUGCCAUGCCAGAGCACAUGGGGACUCACAUUGACGCGCCGGUCCACGCCGCAGAGGGUGCCUGGAAGAUCCAUCAAAUCCCGAUGGAAAAAUUGUACGGACCAGGAGUCAUUAUAAAUGUCAAAUCCAAGGUUGCGAACAAUCCGGAUUACAGAGUUUCAACCGAUGAUUUGUCGGCAUGGGAGGAAAAAUACGGAGAGAUUCCCAGACACGCUGUGGUUGUGAUGAACUCAGGUUGGUCUAAAAAAUAUCCAGAUCCAAAUCUUGUUUAUGGAACCUCUCUACCCAACGAUACCACAUCGUUUCAUUUCCCUAGCUGGCACGAGGAAGCCGUCACGUGGUUGAUAACCAAACGACAGGUCAACGCCGUUGGUGUCGACACUCCCUCUACGGACUAUGGACAAACCAACACAUUUCCCUGUCACAUCAUAUUGGGAAAACAUAAUAUAGUGGGAAUAGAACACGUAGCGAAUCUGGACAACAUUCCGGAAAGUGGCAGCGUCGUCUAUAUGCCCGUACUUAAGAUUUUUGAUGGAAGCGGUGGACCAACUCGACUUUUCGGAACAUAUGACGACGAACCGAACAAAACAAAUGCUGCCAUGUAUUUCAUGAGUACCGCAAUCUACAUAUACCUCUUGCAAAUGAUGACAAUCUUCGUUUACCAAUAUUGAAUAUAACCCAAUGUCCCAUUAAUCCCUGUACGCUUAAUACUAAUGCACAUAUCUAAAUGUUUGUUGUAUAAGUUUAACAGAAAGGAGCAACGUUUUCAAAAAAAUGUACAUUAUUCAUUCAUAUUUUGUAUUCUUCAGUAAAUAUUUCGAGUCCCUUAGUUAAACUCAAAUGCC